UCAGUAGAAGAUAUUAGUAUCAAGGUCUGUGAAUGAAAGAAGGGAAAGGGCAUUUGAAGUGAGAGUUAGCGGUGAGGGGUCAUGGUUUCGCUUCAUCCACUAGUGUGUCCUUUGUCAGUUUCCUCUUCCUCCUCUGACCUUUUUAGAUGCUCCCUUUGGUCUAGCUGCUACCGGUCCGUAAGUUUUGCCCCGAAACGAAGAAAUAGCUCCAAAACAGAGCAGCGUUCUCUCAUCUGCAAUGCUUCGUGGCAAGAGCUCGCCGGAGUUUUACUAUUCUCAGCGAUUCCUUUCACUGCCGUGAAAGCCAUAGCUAAUAGUCCGUUAGGAGAGUCGCUUCAGAGGAAAACGGAGGAGGAGAAGAAAUCUGCUGAAAAAAACUCGUCUAAAUUCAAGGCAUUAGCCAACAAGGCCCGAAAGGAGAGCUGUUGGUAUGGAGAAGAUCGGCCUCGUUGGCUUGGUCCUAUAUCAUAUGAAUACCCAUCAUAUCUUACUGGGGACUUGCCUGGGGAUUAUGGCUUUGACAUUGCAGGGCUAGGCAAAGAUCCUGUGGCGCUGCAUAAAUACUUCAAUUUUGAGAUAUUGCAUGCUCGGUGGGCUAUGCUUGCAUCUAUCGGAGCUUUGAUUCCAGAAUUAUUAGACCUAUUGGGAGCCUUUCACUUUGUGGAACCUGUGUGGUGGCGUGUUGGUUAUUCAAAGCUCAAGGGAGAUACUUUGGAUUACCUUGGCAUCCAAGGUCUUCACUUUGCUGGAAGUCAGGGAGUGGUCGUGAUUGCUAUUUGCCAAGCACUCCUUAUGGUUGGACCAGAAUACGCUAGAUAUUGUGGGACUGAGGCAUUGGAGCCCCUAGGAAUAUAUCUGCCCGGUGAUAUAAAUUAUCCUGGAGGAGCUUUGUUUGAUCCCUUGAAUCUGUCCAACGAUCCCGAAGCUUUUGAAGAGCUGAAGGUAAAAGAAAUUAAAAAUGGACGCUUGGCAAUGGUGGCCUGGUUAGGCUUUUACGUGCAAGCAGCACUGACGGGUAAAGGUCCUGUUCAGAACCUUGUUGAUCACAUCUCUGAUCCUUUCCACAACAACUUUCUGAACUCCCUCAACAUUAUGAAAUUCGUCAUAUGAUGUCGGUAAGGAAUUUACAUUCAUUUGGGUGCUCUUUUCUACGUUUAUGCUGAUGGAAUUCUUGUCAGAAUGGUAUAACCAUCAGCCAUGUACCGUUCGCAAUCAAUAGUCAAAUCUCUGUACAAAAGAAACUAUUUCUAAUAUUUUGCAUGUCACUCUUUGGACAAGGAAAA
Messenger RNA from Vigna unguiculata (cowpea), 1283 nucleotides. RefSeq names its product Chlorophyll A-B binding family protein. The record is from RefSeq and is a predicted model, not a curated record. Gene Ontology annotation, cellular component: membrane. NCBI's taxonomy places the organism in Eukaryota, Viridiplantae, Streptophyta, Magnoliopsida, Fabales, Fabaceae. Gene Ontology annotation, biological process: photosynthesis, light harvesting.